Molecule: messenger RNA, 822 nt
Organism: Parastagonospora nodorum SN15
Lineage: Eukaryota; Fungi; Ascomycota; Dothideomycetes; Pleosporales; Phaeosphaeriaceae
Exons: 1
Coding region: 1-822 (273 amino acids)
Source: RefSeq, a predicted model, not a curated record
AUGCUUGGUCAUCCACAGCUUGGCUACAUGCAGCGACCUGAACUCUAUGGGGCUUCAUAUGAUCAUGGCGGGGAACGCUUUAGCCGGGAAAGAGGAAGAAUGCUCGCAGAAUUGCUCAGACGAAGACAAGCCGGAUUUAUGGGCGGUCAGCAUCCGGGUUUCGAAGGCAUGGGAGGCCGUCAAUCUCCAUUCCUCGGUGGACAUGGUCUGAGCCCAAUGAUGGGCGGGCAUCCACCGCCUAUGACCAUGGCACCGUGUAUGGGCAUGGGUCCGGGUAUGGGUCCGGGUAUGGGAAGAGCACACAUGGGAAUGGGCAUGGGGCUGGGCAUGGGGCUGGGCAUGGGUGGUAUGGGUAUGAAUCCUCACAUGAGCUUUGGCCUUGGACGACCCCCACUCAGCCCCUCACCGUAUGGGCGACAAAGACCAUCUCCAUUCGGAUACGGUUCGCCUGGACCACCACGAGCGCAUUCCUUCGCACCACAGCGGCGGCGUGCGCACCUUCCACUCUCCCGCUCUGGUCGCAGUCAUUUCGCUCCAUAUAGAAUGUACGAUGACGAUGGCGAUUACGAGGAUGAUGAGUACGAAGACGAAUACCGCAUACCACCACCAGGACACAAUGUCGGGGGUCGAAUGAGAGGCCAGCCUUGCAGAUACAUGGCUCCUCCCUCGAGAAGAAGAGGACAUCCAAGGCGGAUGUUCGAAGAAUUAGAAGACGAGUAUGACGACCACGAUGAUUAUGAGGAUGGUUUCGAUGACGAAGAUGGGUUUGAGAGUUUGUUUUCCAGACAGUCGCCUCGCAUGUGGUUGCGUGGUGGCUUUUAG